AAGCGGCGCUUUACAGCGCUUACACACUACAUUACCCAGAAUGCCGGCCAUCGUCAUACGUCAACGGCAAUCACAGUUGCAUCUCCAACAUGGCGUCGCUGGGAAGGAGGCGCGGUGUCCCAGUAAGCAGGGAGAGGGGAGUGAUGGCGGCGUCCGACUGCUACAUUGUGCACGAGAUCUACAACGGGGAGAACGCACAGGACCAGUUUGAGUACGAGUUGGAGCAGGCGCUGGAGGCCCAGUACAAAUACAUCGUCAUCGAGCCCACGCGGAUCGGCGACGAGACGGCCCGCUGGAUCACCGUGGGCAACUGCCUGCACAAGACGGCCGUGUUGUCGGGCGCCGCCUGCCUCCUGACGCCGCUUUCGCUGCCCGCCGAGUACUCGCGCUACGUGGCGCUGCCCGCCGGCGCCCUCAGCGUGGCCUGCUCCGCCCUCUACGGCAUUUCAUGGCAGUUUGACCCCUGCUGCAAGUACCAGGUGGAAUACGACAGCCAAAAACUCUCGCGGCUGCCCCUGCACACACUGACCUCCUCGACGCCCGUCGUACUGGUACGCAGAGAUGACGUCCACAGAAAGAGACUCCAUAACACGAUAGCGCUGGCUGCCCUGGCGUAUUGCGUCAAGAAGAUCUAUGAACUCUAUGCGGUAUGAGUGCACACUGAAGAGGAUUUAAAAAAAAAACAAAAAAAACAACGAGAAAAAACAAGGAAAAAACAAAAAAAACGGAACCAACCCACCCUGAGAUGUAAGACAAGUGGAUCAGGCCCAGCAACGAGCUCCACGCGUGGUGGGUGCCUCCAUUUUUUGAACUUCGAUCAGAGGGAUAUAGUUAAAACUAGAAGGAAUUGUUUUUUCCCCCCUCCCCAUAUAUUUCCUUUACUUCUAAGUGACGACAAACCGCACACUCAUGCCCGUAGUUCUCUCGCGCCCCCUCCUCCCCUGCAUCCUCGACACUCGACAAGCUCGUGCACGAAAGGCCGCGAUGGAAAAGCUCCUCUGGACCGACUCGUAUCGGGAGUAGAAGUGGACAGACAUGUUUUGUGCUCUCCCCCCCCUUCUUUCCCUCGUAGUUUUACUGUACCCCUUUCUUGCUGAUCAGUACACACACCCUUUCAUUAAACAUUAGGAUAUUUCAAAAAUCAACUUUCUGUAUGUUAUUUUGCUUUUUGUUUUCAUUAAAUGGAUUCUACAUGAUGUUCAGAAAAUA
Mugil cephalus (flathead mullet) is the source of this 1209-nucleotide messenger RNA. It is a transcript of the gene tmem11, whose product is annotated as transmembrane protein 11. Gene Ontology annotation, biological process: inner mitochondrial membrane organization. The record is from RefSeq and is a predicted model, not a curated record. NCBI's taxonomy places the organism in Eukaryota, Metazoa, Chordata, Actinopteri, Mugiliformes, Mugilidae. The coding region runs from base 90 to 653 and encodes 187 amino acids. Gene Ontology annotation, cellular component: mitochondrial inner membrane. The transcript has 2 exons.